CCACUAUGAAGUAUGAUGACAUACUUAAAGACCUUGGGGAGUUUGGAACCUACCAGAAGAGGCUGUAUGUCCUCCUCUGUAUCCCGAUGGUGUCCUUGGGAAUACAGAUCUUGAUAACCGUCUUCACACUCGGCGUCCCAGAUCACAGGUGUGCAGUACCUAGUUUAGAUAACGACACCUACGCCAUACAAGGGGAACAACAUGCCCGUGCAGUCAACGCCGCUAUACCCAUAGCCAGUGAAGGAAGACAACUUUAUUCGUCCUGUCUCGUAUAUAACGUCAUCAAUUCCACAAGGUCGGGUGGUGUACAAUAUACCAACGCUACCCACUUGUGCAAUCGAUGGGUGUAUGACGAAGCAACGUUUGGCUCGAACAUCGUGACAACGUUUGACUGGGUGUGCGAUCGGAAGUUGUACAAGUCCCACAUACAGAUGUUGUUUAUGCUGGGGUCCCUAGUCUCCUGUGCCUUACUGGUGCCUCUCUCAGACGUGUAA
Molecule: messenger RNA, 494 nt
Organism: Haliotis rufescens (red abalone)
Lineage: Eukaryota; Metazoa; Mollusca; Gastropoda; Lepetellida; Haliotidae
Product: organic cation transporter protein-like
Exons: 3
Coding region: 6-494 (162 amino acids)
Source: RefSeq, a predicted model, not a curated record